Messenger RNA from Prorocentrum cordatum, 2023 nucleotides. NCBI's taxonomy places the organism in Eukaryota, Dinophyceae, Prorocentrales, Prorocentraceae. The record is from the annotation of a GenBank genome assembly.
AAGGCACGCUGGCUGAAGCUGGCGUAGUCCCGAGGAAACUCAAAACGCAGAGGCCAGCGUUGCCUGCGAAAUCCGCUAAACACUUGCACAAGGCUGCCCACCUUCCCAGUCAUGGCGCGGCUGAAGAUGCGGCUGCCGCUCCUCCUCUGCACUCCCUCGCUGCCUCUCGGCACUCGCCUGACGCUGUCCGACGACACCGUUGCGAGCAUUACUGCAAACGCCACGGCUGCUCUCGACGGUGGUGAGCGGCCGCACGCUCUGUGCCGCAUCGGCAAGGAGGGGGUCGGCUUCGAGGUGUCAGCGGUGGCCAAGCUUCGCCGAGGGAAGAAGCAUUUUUUGGUCAUGGUCCUCGGUUUCGUUCCCUCCACUUCGGGCGCACCAGAAGCGGUGCGCGCCCACCUGCAGCAGGAUCAACGGCUUCGACCUCCGCGAGAAGCUCAUGCCCAGCUUCUUCUCAACGGCAGUACGCGAUAGCUUCUGCCUGUGCUACCUCAAGGGAAGUCCGACCGCCCUGUUUAGAUACCCGAGGGGAGCGAGCAAGUGCGGCAAGAAGGAGUGCUGGGCGAGGUACGAGGGCACGUUCAACAGGAGGACGGGUAUCAAGGACAUCUUCAGCCCCGGCUCGUUGAGCUUCAGCUGCGAGGUGUGCGAGAUCAGCCAGGACUGCGAGCCAUCUGUCGAGAUUCCUGGCUUUCCGCCCGACGCGUCCGACGGAGACGGCGUCGAGUUUGCCCCGCGGCCGUUGCAGGAUGAGACCGAGGACGACGUUGCAGAGCCCGAAAUCAUCGAAGUGCCCGUCGUCGACGAGAGUUUUCCUCCCCCCAGCCUGGGAGGGGCGACGGAACCGUGUCCGUCAUGGCAGGGGGCAGGGGGGGAGAGGGGCCAGAUCGUGCUCCCCCUGCAGUGCAGGGUGUCCCCUGGGACUGGAGGCUUCGAGUGGCAGGAUCAGCUGAAGGAGGGCGGCUGCCGCGGCAACCUUCUGGCACUGGCGUUCUCAGACGACCUCGGAGACCCGGGGUCCUCUGUCAUACAGGCUGGAGGAAGUCGAGAAACCCAAGCGAAGGGAGCGCACAUUGGACUGCGAGUCCCUCAGACCCACGACCUUUCUGGCAUUGAGGGUCGGCCUCUGCCUGCAGGACUUGCCAUCAAGGUGGACGAGAAUAAUCCGCAGUUCGUCUCCGUGUGGCACAAAUGGAGGCGAAGUGUAAGAGUCGAGGUUAUCACAAAUGGACGUCGGGUGAUCCUGCCCAAGGUACACUUCCUCACCAUCCACAGAUCAUUUCGUGGCGGGGACUCGAUGCACGUAACUCUGGGGUACACCAGGCCCCCCUCCCUGAUCAACAUAGUUGGAAGCACGCUUAGAAGUCUGGGACUCGUGCCUGGAACGUGGCUGCAAGAGAUGAUCUACCACCCGCGCUAUUACAUCGACGUAGUCGCAUUUCCAGAGAGCGCCGCAACCCCGUGCAGGGACGAGUCGGUCGACGACGCUGACGCCGAGGACCCCGACAGCUCCGACGACGGCCGCGGCGCUCGGUGGUGGGAGUGGAGCUCCGAUGAUGCGUAUAAGGGCACUGGGAUUUUUGAGGACAUGAAGAGUAUGCUGUCGGAUUUGGGCGAUUGGCUUUUCAACACUGGGGGAAGCGACGUGGAGUUCGUCAGCUGGUAACCAUUGCCGAGGCUCUCCGUGCCGACACGGUUCGCACGCUUCCAGGAAAGGCCCACCCCUGCUGUGCCCCGUGCAGCCUACAGUGCGCGGCUGAUCCUCAUCCUCCUUGUCCUGCCCGCCCUCCCCGGACUCGUGGCGACUCGAGAGAAGAUGCGCUGGAGGCGUCUCGCCAUCUUCGGCGUUUGGAGGCAGUCGCUCGGGCCACGGCACAGUCAACAAAAAUUGGCCAGGGCAAGAGCGCGGCCCCAGAGGAGGAGUUGAGAAGUCCACGGGCAGACCGUUCCGUCGGAGGUAUGGGACCCCGUCCUCAUGCAGGGGUUUACUUUGCCAUUGCUGUGGCCAGCGCAUUAUAAACAG